AUGAAGGCUCGCUUGGAUGAGACGGAGGGCAAUUGGGCCACACAGCGCUAUCUGAAAGCCGAUGGUCGAGAAGUGAGUCGUGUUCUGGGCAGCUGCGCAGAGAGGCUGAAUGCGAGCACGUCGUCCCCACGCCGGCAAGACACCCUGUCCGCCGUUUAUCAUGUCAUCGCCGGCAAGGGUCGCUCGGAGGUCGGAGGCCAAACGCUGGAAUGGAAAGCGGGAGACACCUUCUGUGUACCCUCCUGGCAUGCCUACCAGCAUUUUGCCGAUGUGGGCGAGACGGUCUAUCUCUACCGCUUCGACGAUAAGCCGAUGAUCACGGCGCUGGGCUUCUAUCGGUCAGCUGAGGUUGAUACCGAGAAACUAAUCUCCGACUGA
Messenger RNA from Aspergillus viridinutans, 378 nucleotides. RefSeq lists its product as uncharacterized. The record is from RefSeq and is a predicted model, not a curated record. Bases 1 to 378 code for a protein of 125 amino acids. The transcript has 2 exons. Gene Ontology annotation, molecular function: dioxygenase activity. NCBI's taxonomy places the organism in Eukaryota, Fungi, Ascomycota, Eurotiomycetes, Eurotiales, Aspergillaceae.